Molecule: messenger RNA, 996 nt
Organism: Aspergillus novofumigatus IBT 16806
Lineage: Eukaryota; Fungi; Ascomycota; Eurotiomycetes; Eurotiales; Aspergillaceae
Product: O-methyltransferase
Exons: 4
Coding region: 95-808 (237 amino acids)
Molecular function (GO): O-methyltransferase activity; S-adenosylmethionine-dependent methyltransferase activity
Source: RefSeq, a predicted model, not a curated record
AGUGCAGCCAUCACUAUACAUAGCUCUGCAGAAACACUCCUGGCCGCUGUCAACCAAAAUUGCACAUAAGAGAUAUCGCCUCAUCCACACAAAAAUGUACGAGAGCAUCAUUCCCUUCCCAGAUCAAACCGCAAGCACAGUCGACAAGUACUGCUGCUCCCAUUCCACAGGACUGCCACCCCUCUUCGCCGAGCACGCAGCAUGGACAGUCGAAAAGUUCGAGACCUCGUAUAUGAUGUGCUGUCCGCUCCAGGCCCAAAUGUGCAUCUUCCUCGCAAGCGACCGCCGCGCGAGACGGGUGCUCGAGAUCGGGACGUUCACGGGAUACAGCGCGCUGGCGUGGAAGGAGGGGAUGAAGGCCGUGGGCGGGGAGGUGUGGGCGUGUGAGGCCGGUCCUCGGGCCAUUGCGGCAAGCAAGGAAGCAUUCGCCAAGUAUGAUCCGGAGGGAAAGAUUCAUCUGGUCGAGGGACCUGCGCUACAGACGUUGCGAGAGAUCAAUGCUGCGCCAUUUGAUAUCAUCUACGUCGACGCUCGGAAGGCGGAGUAUAUCGAGUACGUGGAGAUUAUUCUGGAGAGGCAUCUUCUGGCGGAAAAUGGGAUUAUCCUUGCGGAUGACACGAUCCAUCUCGGGCUGGUGGCAGAUAGAUCUCCUACGAACCCCCAUUCGGCGCGGGAGGACAUUGAAUACAGCCUUCAGCAUGCUGAUAAUGUGCAUAAGUUCAAUGAAUGGGUGGUCAAGCAUCCUCGACUGGAUGUCCUCUUGCUUCCAAUUUUCAACGGGGUGACUAUGAUCAAAAUCAAGACGUGAUCCUGAUCAUUUGCAAAACUUUGAGGCUUCGAAUUAUUAAUUCUGAAACCAUAAGAAAAAUAAGCAAAGGAUGAUUGUGACCUAUCUCCUGUAGUUUCCUUAGUAACGAGGCAUGGGUUGCAUACGAGGCGUAGCUGAAGAGCAGUGGGAUUUGAGCCAGGAUCUUACAUACCAAUUUUUUCAUACCG